CAGGUCUCAUCGUUGAUUUAUAGGUUAAAGUGUUGUGUUGAGGAAAACCAAAUAUGAACCAGAAGUUGUGAGCAGUCUGUGCAGUUUAUAUAUUAGUGCUUUCGUAAAACAGAAAUGUCCAAAGCAACGAACUACGAUUCGCAUAGUGAAGGACCAGGUUUCGUAGGUAUUCGGUUUUGCCAGGAAUGUAACAAUAUGUUGUACCCUAAAGAGGACAAGGAAAAUAAAGUGCUAAUGUACGCGUGUCGGAACUGCGACUACAAACAACAUGCCGAUUCAAAAUGCAUUUACGUGAACAAAAUUAUGCACGAAAUUGAUGAACUGACACACAUAGUUUCCGAUGUAAUUUCUGAUCCCACGUUGCCCAGAACUGAAGACCACCAUUGCCCAGUUUGCCAACACAGAGAGGCAGUUUUCUUUCAAGCCCAGACUCGACGAGCUGAAGAGGAGAUGCGAUUGUAUUAUGUAUGCACCAACCCCCAUUGUGCGCAUCGUUGGACUGAAUAAAUGAACUGGGCUUUUUUUACCGUCUACGAAUAAACAACAUUUGGUUAUAUAUAUUUUCUUUAAUAUAACAACAAUUUCACAAAUAAAUCAGCUAUCCACAAUUAAA
Messenger RNA from Dendroctonus ponderosae (mountain pine beetle), 613 nucleotides. RefSeq names its product DNA-directed RNA polymerase II subunit RPB9 (gene RpII15). Gene Ontology annotation, cellular component: RNA polymerase II, core complex. Bases 115 to 507 code for a protein of 130 amino acids. The transcript is spliced from 4 exons. Gene Ontology annotation, molecular function: zinc ion binding; DNA-directed RNA polymerase activity; nucleic acid binding. Gene Ontology annotation, biological process: transcription-coupled nucleotide-excision repair; maintenance of transcriptional fidelity during transcription elongation by RNA polymerase II; transcription initiation at RNA polymerase II promoter. NCBI's taxonomy places the organism in Eukaryota, Metazoa, Arthropoda, Insecta, Coleoptera, Curculionidae. The record is from RefSeq and is a predicted model, not a curated record.